UGUACUUGGCUGCUUCAUCAGUAGCGUACCAAUUGGUACAAUGAAAACCAUUAUUGUUGUAGGUGAGAAGUUGGAAAGGUAGAGAGGAAAUUGAAUGUAAGUAUAUCUGUACUCAACGAUUAACUAUUGCUAACGAAAAACGAUUCUGGGUGAAGUUCGGUUAAUAGUGUUGCUUUGUCAAUAAUUUAUUAUACGUCAUAUUAUAGUAAUAAAUAGCUAUUAUGCAUUAUAUAUUUUAUUUAACAAAAUUGUACCUAUUUUGCCAUUUUUUCUUUGUAUAAUUCCAUUUAUUGGGAAUGUUCCUGGAAAAUUAAAAAUGACCUCCUUAAAAUACCAUCCCAGUUAGAUUUCCUUUCAGAAAAAUAUGUAGGUAGAAUUGAAAACCUGAGCAAAAUUGCUGGUAAAAAGGUUGUUCACAGAUAGAAAAAGAAAAAAACAUUUAACAUUAAAAUUUAAAUUUUGUGUGCCUCAAAUCGAUUCAUUUUAGACUUCUUUGUAUAACAAAUACUCCGGAGUAAGUAAAUACACUUUACAAAUUUUUCUUCCCUUUUUAACUUCAUAUAUGUAUGAAUUAUCAUUUUCAACAUUAGAAAUAACAAAAACCAAAAAAUGUAACUGCGUAAACUUUUCAACCAUUCACCCAUAAAUUGAAGACCUACUUUCAGUUCACCAAUCAUAUUGAUUAUACUUUAAUAAACUAAUAGAUACUUUUUUGUUUAAAUACCUACCAUAAACUAUCAUUUUUUUUUUUUUUAUGAAGAGGUGUAAUAAACAUAUUAUAUACUUCAGCUAUUAUAAAAAUAACAAUACAAAGUAAUAUAAACAAUUAUAAAAGAAAGCCUUCAGAGGUAAAGAAAUUAAUUAUUGAAUAUAAGAGGAACAUUGGAAGAUUGGAAAAUAUGAGGGAGCGAAAAAAGAAUAUUAUUAGAGGAAAAUAAAGAAGAGAGAAGACGGUGUUAAUUAUUAAGGGCAGGAUAAUUGAAAAGGAGAUGCAAAUAGAUAAAUUGUUUAAACUCUAAUUAUGUAAAUAUAUAUAUUUUUUUUUAAUAAAAUGAAAACAGGUUUAUAAUUGUUAUUUUUCAAAAAUUCUUUAAUUAUUUUAUGUGUGUCAUCAUUUUUUAUGCAUCUAAAUUAUAAUGUCGUCGAACACAAAAUGUUGAGAACCACUAAUUUAAAUAGGUAAUUAAAAAUGCGUUUGCCGAUGGCUACUAUAAAAACAAAGGUUGCGAUUUUUUUAAUUUCAUUUUACUCCUAUACUGAUAUUAUAUUGUAUUGGUUAGUCGCGGUCAUGCAUUAAUUAUACCAUAAUUAAUUCAUGGUCGCGGUCAUAUUUAUGGUGUGUUACUUGAGCCACUGUAUACAAAGGAGCCGACGCCGCAUGGUAGAGGAAAUUUGGCCUCGGAAUGUCAGAGCUAAAUCAUUGUAAAUUGUGAAUUUGUGAUUUGUAAUGCGUGGCGGUCUCAUUCUCUCGUGGCACGGAGUAUACAAUAUCUGUUUUAGAGACACUCUAGGAUAAAAAAAAAUCAAGUCGUGGUUUAAUCAUCCUUUUCUAUAAAUACGCUUAUGUAUUUAUUUAGUAAACAUCCUUCUAAUUGAUAAUCACGAUAUUUUAGCAUUUAAAAAUGAACCUGUGAAAAAAUAACCACAUGGUACAAAUGUUUUUCGAUAACAUUUUUAAAUCGCUAUUUAAUAAAUUAUAAUUAUGGAUUUUUAAACAAAAUUUUAAAAUGACACUUAUUGACUAUAAUUCUGUUUUUUUUUUUUUUUAAAUUAUUUACAUUUUAGGAAUUUAUAGACUUAAAUUUUAUCUUGAAUACAGAACUUUCUAACAUAAAUUAAUAUACGAUGAGUUGAUGAAAGACAAAGUUUUUGAAUAAUAUAAUGUGGAUUAUAUAUUUUAUAGUUUAUCUAUAAACAUAGGAGUAAAGUAAAUACCAAAUCAAAGUAAAUUAUUGUAUUUGUAUAAUGUAUACAGUUGUAAAUACAAUUUUUUUUAUAAACCUUCUAUCUACAACUGUGGUCUUCAAUCUUUUUGAGUCACCACCAUAGUUAUAGAUAACUAAGUAUCUAUCGCGACCUCCUUUUUUUACCAUAAUUUUUCGUGACCCAUGUUAAUUUUGUUAGCUAUUAAAAGCAAAAAAAAAGUUUAAAUUGCUUAAUGUCUUAGUAUGCCAUAUUGUAAAAGACCAUUUAUUACUGAAUGAAUUAAAGUUAACAAUUUUCUAGGUAAUUUUUAACUUGAAUGCAUGUAAUGACACAAAGAAAAUAAUUAGUGCGAUAUUUUACCCUGAUUGUUUUUAUAUAAUAUUAUAACAUACUCCAUUUCGAUUCAAUCUGUAAAUUAUUUGUUUUUGACGUUUUCAAAUUCGAUAUAGUAGAAAACUUCUUUUUGAAUAUAUAUGUAAAUUAGUAAUAUAAUCUGAUUUUUCAUUUUUAUCUUCUAUUAAUACAAAAUGGUACGGUUUGAUCGUAAAUUGUAUUUGAUGUUUUAUCAUAUACAAUAAUGCAGUAGCAUAAUAUACAGUGGUAUAUUGCACAGUACGUAAAAUGUUUUUUCUCAGAAGAAGCAAUAAGUAGCUAUACACUUUCAAAUUAAAAUUUUGUAUAAUUGUAUAAACUUAAUUCUUUUACAUUUUAAACAGAAACAUUAUCGCAAUCCAAAAUUGAGACACACAGGUUGAAAAAAAUUGAAAUGAUGACCAUUGGUGUAUAUCAUGCACAUAAAAACAAACACUUUUAUAUAAUCAUAGAACAGAAUACCAUAUCAUAAUACAGAAAUAGAAAAAUAUAUGACGCACGAUGUAAUAUGUUUUAAGUUUAACUAUGUACAUCGUGAUAAUAUGUCUAUUCCACUAUUUAAGAUAUAAUAUUUUCUGAUUACAAAAAAAAAAAACCGUUGUGAACUUCAUACCGGCCGGUAUUACAAAUACUUCCAUGAAUUUACAUUGGAUGUUUUUCAUUUAUAAUACAAUUAUUGCCUAUACUGUUUUUAUGCAUUGCAUUUCAUUAAGCAACCAUCAGACCAUCUUUCAAAACCGAGGUCACGUCUUAUGUCAUUACUCAUUUGGUUAUUAAUUUAUUACAGGUUUAUUGAAUUCAUUAGUAUUGAAUUAAUUUAAUUUUACGAAGCUUUAAAUCAUUUUAAACUUUUGUUUAAAUUUGCCUUAUAUUUAGUAAUUUAAAGACAUUCACAUUUUUCUAAAAUGGUUAGAGCAGUUUGUGUUUUAAACGGUGAAAAUGUGAAGGGCACAAUUUUCUUUUCCCAAACUGUAAGUUUAAUUUUUAGUUAAUAAAUUAUUAAAAUACAAAUUGUUAAAAUUAAAAGAAAUAAUUUUUCAAAAUUAAAUAAUUUUUUCAGAAUGAAGGAUGUCCUGUUGAAGUAACUGGUGAAGUUGCUGGUUUAUCCAAAGGUCUACACGGAUUUCAUAUUCACGAAUUUGGCGAUAACACUAAUGGUAAGUUACAGACUUUAGUCUCAUAGACCUUAUAUCAAUAGUUCUAUAUCUAUUUGUUUAAUAGUAUUAUAGAGCUAUGAUAAAUCAAGAACAUUUAAUGCUAAUAGUCAAAAUGUGUAUAUAUAACAUUUUGGCUUUACAUGUUGGACUUUAUGAGUAACUUAAAGAACCUCAUUGAUAAAUUUAAAUUAAAUAUUAUAUUUAUUGAGAACUAAUCGAGUUAUGUAUUACUUAAAAAUUAUAAUUUAUUGAUAGCAAUACUUGUAUAUAAUUUUUUUGAAAUUAAUUUCCUCUUUGUAUCUAUAUCUAUCUAAUUUUGUAUAGUAUACAAUACUGUAUUUUUCUGGAAUUAUCAAGGUUUAAAAAUUAUGUAACAGCUAACGAUAUUGGAGAUAAAAGAGCAAUCAAAAACCAUGUUUAGAUCUGAUAAGUUAGUAUAUUUUAUGCAUAAUUUCAUAAUAAUAUUUAUGAAUGAUAUAAUAUAUUUAAUUAAGUAGGUAUGUAUUUGACUAUUUUUGUUUGCUAAUUUUUCAUUUGCCAUGGCUAUAAAUCCAAUUUUUUUACCAAUAAUGAACUGAUAUUUACCACUACUAUAUGAUAAAAUAAUAACUAAAUUGCAUAGCUUCAUCACUGAUUAGAAUUUUGAUUAUUAUUAUUAUUAUUAUUUUAUUUAUAUUUUUUCAUUAUAUACAUUUAAACAUUUAAGUGAUAUUUGAGGUAUUUGCGUUUAGUUUACUCAAAGAAGUACACAUUAUGAAGGUUUAAAUCAUAAUUUAUACUUAGAUUUUUAGCUGUUACAUUCAAAUUGUGUAAUUUGUACUGCAUGUAUAUGUGUUAUAUCAAUUAACUUAACUAUUUUUUAGGAUGCAUGAGCUCUGGUCCACAUUUUAAUCCUUUUGGAAAAACUCAUGGAGCUCCUAUUGAUGAAGUAAGGCAUGUCGGUGAUUUGGGUAAUAUUGAAGCUGAUGGUUCAGGUUUAGCAAAAGUUAACAUCAAUGAUUCAAUCAUAUCUCUUACAGGAUCUCUCAACAUUAUUGGUCGUACUUUAGUGGUAGGUACUUAUAAUUUAGUACUGAUUUUAAAAAUGGCAAUUAUUUUUUAAAAUAUAUCUUAUAAAUAUUACAAAAAUAUAGAUUUUUAUACUUAAAUAACAAUUAUUGUAAUAAUACUCCAUAAUUUAAAUAUAUUCAUUAUUUUUGAAAUAUAUUAAGUACAAUUCAUUUGACAAAUGUAUGUUUACUAUGGUCAUACCUUAAAUAAAAUCUAACCAUUUAUGCAGUUUUUAAAUUAAAAAAAAAGAGAAUAAUAUUAAAUUUGACUUUCUAUAUGUAUAACCAAAAUUCAAAUAAUAAAUAUUAAUUUAAAUUAUAAUCAAAUAUUAAAACUACUACAUAACGGGUAUGAUUUUAAAGUAAAUUAAAAUUUUUGUAUAACAUAUAUAAAUUUGAAUAGUAUAAUAUAAGUAUUCUAGUUAUUAAAAAUACCUAAAAGUACUCAGUGUUAUAGUAUUUUUAUUGUUUGAACUAUACAAGAUGAACAUUUUAAUAAAUAUUAAAAUUAUAGAAUGUGAUUUAUAAUAAUAUUAUUUUAGUGUAAUAAAACCAUAACCUGGGUAUAUAUAAAUUAUUUGUUAGUUUAAACAUGGUAUAUUAUUUUUACAUACAGUUAAAAGUGACAUGCACAGGGUUAGGUUAGAGAUUAUAUUCCCCUCCCCUAUUGACUUAAAAAUACAACAAAAUAUAAGCAAUCUAAUAUCGAAACAUAAAUUUCAGCAGAUUUCCGAGGAAUAGCUUGAUGUAUUGAUUAAAAAUUGGCUUUUUUUUAGGAUCCAGCUUUUAAAUUAGGUAUAAAUUUCUAUAAUCGAGUUGGGUAAAGAUGAUUUUACUUUUUAUUUACGAUUUUUAUCUGUUACAUUCUCUCUCAAAGAAAAUUCUUGGGCACGCCAUUGGUUGUUAUAAUACUACUUUACCUUAUCUAUUGUUUUACUUAUGGAUGAUUUAGUUUUGAUAUUUUGCAUCAAAGUUAAGACUACUGAUGUUUGCUUAACUUCAAUGUUCACGAUUAUUCUUACAUACAAUUAGACAAAUUAUGAUUCCUGGAGGCUGAAUGAUUAUAUUUUGUUUGGGGCUUGAGUGUUGGGCAUUGAAUGUCACUUUAAUGUACUUAUGGCAAAGGGCAAUUAUUUCCUUCAAAUUGACAAUAUUUUCUAAAUUCAUUAAGUUUUAUUUGAACUUACUAUUUUCUCAAAAUUGAUUGUUUGACAGAAACAUAUCAGUUGUCAUCAAUGUUCACAAAAAAGUUUCCAUCCGUAGUUAUACCCCAUAAUUAUCUUGUCUUAAUAUAUAUAAUAAGUAUACUCUGUUUUAUUUCUAUUAACCUUUAAUCCCUUUUUUCCAAGUACUGUUUAUUAUUCACCAAUUACUAAACCAACAAAUCUAUAUCAUAAGCAAACAUACAUUUUUAUUGCCAAAAUCUUUUAAUAAUAAAUAAAUAAAAUAUAAACCUUAAUUUUGUAGGUGCAUGCAGAUCAAGAUGAUUUAGGCAAAGGAGGCCAUGAACUAAGUUCAACUACAGGAAACGCUGGAGCCAGAGUUGCUUGUGGAGUUAUUGGAAUUACUAAAUAGAUUACUAUUAAUGUAUUAUCUUUAAAUUGUUAUUUUUCAUAUGAAUAUCAAUAUAUGGGUUAAAUGGUAUUGGACAUUGUUUAGGGUCAUAAACUUGAUCCAUUAACACAGAAUUAAAGAAAAUAUCUACAUUAGUAUCCAUACAUUAUUAUUA
Cinara cedri is the source of this 6233-nucleotide messenger RNA. Lineage: Eukaryota; Metazoa; Arthropoda; Insecta; Hemiptera; Aphididae. The record is from the annotation of a GenBank genome assembly.